Molecule: messenger RNA, 765 nt
Organism: Helobdella robusta
Lineage: Eukaryota; Metazoa; Annelida; Clitellata; Rhynchobdellida; Glossiphoniidae
Exons: 8
Coding region: 1-765 (254 amino acids)
Cellular component (GO): cytoskeleton
Molecular function (GO): cytoskeletal protein binding
Source: RefSeq, a predicted model, not a curated record
AUGCCUGGUUUACUCAAAUUACCUUCAAGGAAUAGAAACUACGACAGCAUCCAUUAUUUGUGCACUGUUAAGUUCCUGGAUGACUCCGAGGCACUUUCAGUCACCUAUCAAAGAGAUACGAAGGGGCGUUUCCUCAUUGACUACGUUUGCUCAUCAAUUGAUCUGCUAGAGAAGGAUUAUUUUGGCUUGAAAUACACAGAUGCUGACAAGCAAGAAUGUUGGAUCGAUCCUUUGAAAUCCAUCUAUUCACAGCUUAAAGGAAUUUCCAACCCGUUGCUCUUCUUCCACGUAAAAUUUUAUCCCGAGGAUCCGUCUGUGAUCAAGGAAGAAAUCACCAGGUAUCAGUUGUUUCUACAAGUGAGGAAGGAUCUGGAAGAGAAUCGGCUCAUUUGCUCGUUGCAGGAUGCGCUCCUGUUCUCAGCUUACAUUGUCCAAGGUAGGGACAACCUGCCAUAUUCCGCAUCCCCGCCAUCGCUCACCCAUCAACCAUCAUCACCUGCCUGGAAGUACAUUCUCUACGUUAAACUGCCAUCAUCGCUGAAAGGUUAUGAGGAGAAUAUCUACCAACUCCAUCGUAAGCUGAAGGGCAUGAAGCCAGCAGAAGCCGAAUUUAAUUUCUUGAAGAAAGCUUCAACUCUCCCGUCCUUCGGCAUCGACCCGUACAUCGUGCAGGACAUAAAAGGUGACCAGUUGUAUCUGACCGUCACUCCGCAAGGCAUUGUAUCAUUUGUCGACAACCAAGCUACCAACACAUAUUAUUGGUAA